AUGGCCCAUUCUCCGGCCCAGAAGAACGCCGACUUUCCCAUGCACGGGGAGUGCGCAGAGAACUGGUGGCGUUAUAUCUGCUGUCCAACCAAAGCCAUGCCACAAAAUUUUGAGCCGAAUGAUAUAGAAGAUGAUCCGGGCACUGAUCCCUACGGGUUCGUCAUGCUGGAUGGACCCCCAGGCUCGAUCGACAAUGCCUUUGAUGCUCAGUACACCAUCGUGACCCGCGAUGAAGAAUCAUGGAUGGCCACAGAUAACGAGGAUCCAGGAAACGGGGACUCUAAUAACAAGGGUUCUGAGUGA
This is a messenger RNA of Aspergillus nidulans FGSC A4, 303 nucleotides long. RefSeq lists its product as uncharacterized. The transcript is spliced from 2 exons. The record is from RefSeq and is a predicted model, not a curated record. Bases 1 to 303 code for a protein of 100 amino acids. Lineage: Eukaryota; Fungi; Ascomycota; Eurotiomycetes; Eurotiales; Aspergillaceae.